Molecule: messenger RNA, 477 nt
Organism: Exophiala dermatitidis NIH/UT8656
Lineage: Eukaryota; Fungi; Ascomycota; Eurotiomycetes; Chaetothyriales; Herpotrichiellaceae
Exons: 1
Coding region: 1-477 (158 amino acids)
Biological process (GO): peptidyl-glutamine methylation; rRNA (guanine-N7)-methylation; tRNA methylation
Molecular function (GO): protein heterodimerization activity
Source: RefSeq, a predicted model, not a curated record
AUGAAACUCCUAACAACCAACUUCCUCACCUGCGCCGUCAAAACAUGCAAGACAUCACCCCUCUCAUUCCCUUUACAUUUCAAAGACGCGACUUUGGAACGGACCGAAAUCGACUUCAACCCCUUAUUCAUGCGCAACAUUCUGCCCCGGGUCAACUGGGACGCGUUGGUCAGCACGGCUACGGAAUUGGGACUGCAGGCUUUAGUACCUGAGAAGAAUCCGGUGGAUGUGGUCGAAGAAAGACAGCCACAAAACGAACACGGGAAUGCUGAUGAUGAUGAUGAGGAAAUGAACGGCACUGAAACGGAAAAAGAGGCUGAGAGCCCGGUGGUCAAUGAGGAAGUGUUGAAGAAACUGCACAAUCUGCUGUUAGAGACCGGCGUGGUCGAGGGGAAACUGGUUUGUGGGAAUUGCGGGUUCGAGUAUCCUAUUAAAGAGGGUGUGGGGAAUUUUCUUUUACCGGCGCAUUUGGUGUGA